AUGCCGCAGAAAGCCGGCUCGAAGCGCAAAGCCUCCUCUCCUCUUGUGUCCGACAGUGCAGCACCCGCACCAUCCUCUCCCGCCGCCGCAGACCUCACCAGCAGCAACAAGCGACCCCGCCCCGACUUCUCCGACCGCAGCCGCUACCAAGACUCCUCGGUAGAAGAAGAGUAUGGCAUCGUGCUCCGCAAAUACUACCCGCCCGAAAUCACCAACGAGCGCGCCAAACGGUACGCGUCUGGAGAGCUUGAGCGGCCGAUCCAAACACUCGAGAAGGCGCUCUCGGAGACAGAAGCGGCGCGCGCCGACGUGGCCUUGGGCGACAGCGUGGUGUUUUGGUUCAAGCAAGAUCUCCGCGUUGGAGACAAUCGCGGGCUGAGUGCGGCGGCGCGGUGCGCGGAACAGGCUGGCGUGCCUCUCGUCUGCGUCUACCUGGCGAGUCCGCAGGAUUGGGAGGCGCAUCUGACGAGCGCCAUACGGAUCGAUUUCAUGCUGCGGUGCUUGCAUGUAUUAAAGGAAGAUUUAGCAGGUUUCGACGUGCCGCUUUACGUCGAGACGGUGGCAAAAAGGAGGAACGUUGGCAGGAGGCUGUUGGACUUGUGCACCGAGUGGGGUGCGAGACACCUGUUCUGUAAUAUUGAGUACGAGGUGGAUGAGCUGCGGCGAGAGGCUCGGCUGGUGAGGGACGGGUUGCAGAAUGGGAUCGCCAUGCAAGCGGUGCACGACACCUGUGUAGUUAAGCCGGGAGAGCUGAAGACUGGGGCAGGUGGACAGAUCAGUGUCUACAGUCCGUGGCAUCGCAAGUGGUGUGCCUACCUCAAUGCAAGUCCGGAGACACUGGAGGAGGCGAGGCCGCCGAUGCGGAACCCGGCGUCGGCGAGGAAGAAGUUCAAGCAUCUUUUUGAGUGUGAAAUCCCAGAGGCGCCUGAGGAGAAAAGGCUGAGUGAAGACGAGGAGGAGAGAUUCCGGAAUAUGUGGCCGGCAGGGGAGCACGAGGCUAGAGAUCGGCUCGACAAAUUCGUGGCAGAGCGAAUAUCCCGGUAUCAUGAGACGCGUAACUUACCUGGCGGGAACGGUACUUCAACCUUGUCGGCGCACCUGGCCGCCGGGACUAUUGCGGCGAGAACCUGCGUGAGGGUGUCGCUGGACGCCGCUCCCGGGAAGAAGGUCUCGGAUGACCGCAAAGUGGGCCAUAGCAUGUGGUAUGGCGAGGUGGCGUGGCGGGACUUCUACAAGCAUGUCCUCUGCAACUGGCCGUACGUUUGCAUGAACAAACCAUUCAAGCCAGAGUACAGCAAGAUCGAAUGGGAAUACGACAAGGAGCAAUUCAAGGCGUGGACGGAGGGCAAGACAGGAUUUCCCAUCGUCGACGCAGCGAUGCGACAGGCGCGGUAUUCAGGGUACAUGCAUAACCGCUGCCGCAUGAUCGUGGCAUCCUUUCUCGCCAAGGAUCUCAUGAUCGAUUGGCGGAUGGGAGAGCGCUGGUUCAUGGAGCAGUUGAUCGACGGUGACUUUGCAUCCAACAACGGCGGCUGGGGGUUCAGUGCCUCGUGCGGUGUCGAUCCGCAGCCUUACUUCCGCAUCUUCAACCCCCUUUUGCAGAGCGAGAAAUUCGACGUCGAUGGCGCGUACAUCCGCAAAUGGGUAUCCGAGCUGAAAGACGUCAAUGGCAACGCAAUCCACGAUCCAUACGGGAGAGGCGCGGAAAUGAUUGCGAAGAAGAAUGGCUACCCACGGCCGAUCGUGGUGCAUAAGGAGGCGCGGGAGAGGGCACUGGCGAGAUACAAGGCCGGCAUAGGCAGAAGUACUGCGUGA
Messenger RNA from Cyphellophora europaea CBS 101466, 1815 nucleotides. RefSeq lists its product as uncharacterized. The coding region runs from base 1 to 1815 and encodes 604 amino acids. The transcript has 2 exons. Gene Ontology annotation, molecular function: FAD binding; DNA binding. Gene Ontology annotation, cellular component: cytoplasm; nucleus. Lineage: Eukaryota; Fungi; Ascomycota; Eurotiomycetes; Chaetothyriales; Cyphellophoraceae. Gene Ontology annotation, biological process: circadian regulation of gene expression; entrainment of circadian clock by photoperiod. The record is from RefSeq and is a predicted model, not a curated record.